GAGAUGAGAGUACACAUGGAUUGCCCUGGAUGCGAAGACAAAGUAAAAAAUGCACUACAAAAACUUAAAGGUGUGGAUAACAUUGAAAUAGACAUGAAGCUGCAAAAGGUGACUGUGAAUGGCUAUGCUGACCAAAAACAGGUUCUGAAAACGGUUCGAAAAACUGGGCGUAGGGCUGAACUAUGGCAGCUUCCUUACACAAUGGAGUCACAGAACCAAUAUUUUCAACAGCACCAUUGCAAUGGCCCUGUUACCUACUAUGCUUCUCAACCUUCCUCAUCUUAUAACUACUACAAGCAUGGUUAUGAUAGCAGUGACCCUCGCUAUUAUAACUAUCCCUCACAAUCUUCCAUCUUUAGCCAUCAAACUGGUGCUACUUUUAGUGAUGACAAUCCUCACGCUUGUGCAAUUAUGUGA
Messenger RNA from Abrus precatorius (Indian licorice), 417 nucleotides. RefSeq names its product heavy metal-associated isoprenylated plant protein 28. Gene Ontology annotation, molecular function: metal ion binding. NCBI's taxonomy places the organism in Eukaryota, Viridiplantae, Streptophyta, Magnoliopsida, Fabales, Fabaceae. The transcript is spliced from 2 exons. The coding region runs from base 4 to 417 and encodes 137 amino acids. The record is from RefSeq and is a predicted model, not a curated record.